UUUAGCAGAGACGUCGCUGGGAGUCUCGGAGCCGCUGCUCCCCCCUGAGCCAGCCAGGACCCGCACGGGAGGAUCUCUGCAGGCGCAGGAGUGCCAUGGCCAGCCAAUGGCGACGUUAUUCAAAAGGAGCAGAUGCCCGCAAGACGCAGAAAGAUACCUGCUGAGCGCAAAUGAGCAGAUAAUCAGCACCAUGGAGACCCAGGUGUCCAACGGCCCCACCAGUAACAGCGGCCUCCCCAACGGGCCGCCCCUGAGCGCCAACGGAGCGGCCGACGACAGCAAAACCAACCUCAUCGUCAACUACCUGCCCCAGAACAUGACGCAGGAGGAAUUCAAGAGCCUCUUCGGCAGCAUUGGGGAGAUUGAGUCCUGCAAGCUGGUCCGGGACAAGAUCACAGGGCAGAGUUUAGGUUACGGGUUCGUGAAUUACGUGGACCCGAAUGACGCGGACAAAGCGAUUAACACCCUGAACGGGCUGAAACUGCAGAUGAAAACCAUCAAGGUCUCCUACGCCCGGCCCAGCUCGGCCUCCAUCCGCGAUGCCAACCUGUACGUGAGCGGCCUGCCCAAGAGCAUGAGCCAGAAGGAGAUGGAGCAGCUCUUCUCGCAGUACGGCCGCAUCAUCACCUCCCGCAUCCUGGUGGACCAGGUCACCGGCGUCUCCCGAGGGGUGGGCUUCAUCCGCUUCGACAAGAGGAUAGAGGCGGAGGAGGCCAUCAAGGGGCUGAACGGGCAGAAGCCGCUGGGCGCCAGCGAGCCCAUCACCGUCAAGUUCGCCAACAACCCCAGCCAGAAAACCGGCCAGGCGCUGCUGAGCCACCUGUACCAGACCACGGCGCGGCGCUACACGGGGCCGCUGCACCACCAGACCCAGCGCUUCAGGCUGGACAAUUUGCUAAACAUGGCCUACGGCGUGAAGAGGUUCUCGCCCAUCACCAUCGACAGCAUGACCAGCCUGGCGGGCGUCAACCUGACGGGCGCCUCCAGCGGCGGCUGGUGCAUCUUCGUCUACAACCUGUCGCCGGAGGCGGACGAGAGCGUCCUGUGGCAGCUCUUCGGGCCCUUCGGCGCCGUCACCAACGUCAAGGUGAUCCGCGACUUCGCCACCAACAAGUGCAAGGGCUUCGGCUUCGUCACCAUGACCAACUACGAGGAGGCGGCCAUGGCCAUCGCCAGCCUCAACGGGUACCGGCUGGGCGACCGCAUCCUGCAGGUCUCCUUCAAGACCAGCAAGCAGCACAAGGCCUGAGCCUGGGCCCGAGCCAAGGGCAGGAGAGAGGAGCCGUGGCAGAGACUGGGCAGCCCCCCCCCGACACCCCGACCCGAUGGAAAGAGAGACAAGCCCCCCCCCGAACCUCCCGCCCCAUGGCAGGCACCAUCCCCCCCACCCCGUGAUGGGCACCGUCCCCCUCCCAGCCACCCCCAGCUGGCGCGCGAUGCCCCCCGUGGGGCAGCCGAAGGAAGCGAACGCCUCGCAGCCUUGGUGAGGGGGAAGAAGCCGCCGUGGGAGCCGUGACGAGACAGCGAGGGGGGUGCCGGGGUCCCACCCCCGCCCGCAGGCGAGGCAAACGUAAGCCUGACCCCCCCCGUGCUCCUCCCCCACAACUGUGCCCCACGGUGUCGCGAUAACCCCAGCGGGGGCAUGAGCGGGGACCCCCCAUUAUGCACUGAAUUCCAAUGUCCCCUCCGUUUUGGGGUGCCCCUGGCCCUCCCCCCACAUCCUGGCCCCCCUGACAGCCAUCCUGAGGUUCCCCCACACCAACUGCCCCACCCCUGUCCUGAGGGUCCCCUCCCAACAGUGUCCCCCCAUCUCUCCCCCCGGGAUUCCCCCCAACCCAAUGUUGCGGGGAGGGGAUUCCCGGCAGGGCCCCUCGCUAUGAUCAGCGAGCGCCUCUGGGCUGCAGGGGCAGAUGGGUGAGACGUUAUCGGGGGCAGGGGCUGCUAUUCCCAAUUAGUGCUGGGUGGGGGCUGGGAUGGGGAGGGGGAUGGGCUGCUGCUGUUGAGUUGCUGGGGGGAAAAUGCUCCCCUGAGCCCACUGGGGCCCCAAGCCCCCCGGCUGUGGAGCUGCCCCAGAGGCGAAGGGGGACUGGGGCUUUGAAACUUACCAGGAUCCAUCCAGGAGCACUUGGGGGGCGGGCAGAGGGAUGAGAGGCACUGGCUGGAGGCACCCCAAGAUCUGACCCCUCCCCCUCACCAUCAGAACAGGGGGUCCCAGCCUGGCUGUCGGGGAAGGGCCGUGGGGCAUGUUCUCACUGGGUCACCGCGGUGCCGUCAGCCAUUGCAAAGCCGACUGCUGCUUUCACCCGGCUGGGGCGGGCUCAGGGACGGACUCGGGGGAUCGGCGCUGGUCACUGUGCCGGGGAGCCUGGGCUCGCGUGACUCCAGCUGGGGCUUGAGACUACAGCCCCGAUCCUGGCAAGGCUGGUGUGUGUGUGGGGGGGGGGGGGGUGACUGUGUCUUUAAAAUCCAGGCAUGCGUCUCCUCCAGCCCCGACUCGACAGCCGCCGGCUUUGCCGACAGCUCGGCCCUGGCACAAGGGCCAGAUCGGCCAAAGGAUCCAGUGGGUGCCAAGCGCCAAAAACAGGGUGUUCGUAUAAGCCCCACCCACUUGGUGUGAAGCCACGCCCAUUCUAUGAAUGACACACCCACUUGGUGGGUAGGCCACGCCCACUCCGUGUGGGGCUCUGUCUCCCUCUAGUGGUGGCUGGAUCACACACAGAGGUGGAGGAGCCCACGCCGACUUGGCUAACAGAGCUGGGGGCGGGGGGGGGGGUAGCAGCCCAUGUUUACAAUGCAAGGACCUGGGUUCAGGGCCCACAGCUGAUACCCCCCCCCAUGGGCCCCCCAAACCCGCUUGGCUCCGACGGCGUCCGUGCGUCCUCCCUUUGCUCCCGGCGCCGUUCACCGCACUGCAUGCUCGUUCCCGGGGGCCGUGGGGAGAAGCCCACCCAGGGGUGGCUCACGCAUGCGUCGGCUGCUGGAAAUUCACGCGGUCCCGGAGGAGCGACUGGGCUGUUGUAUCAGAUCCUCGGGUUGACCCAUCAGAACCGCGCUCCCGGGGCCGCCACUCGCUGCAGAACGGCGCCUGGCGGGGGUUUGAUGCCAGUGGGAGUUAGGUCCGAAGCGUCAGUGCCUUGGAGGAUCUGCGGUUAGGCACCUCCCUUUAGGUGC
Messenger RNA from Mauremys mutica (yellowpond turtle), 3171 nucleotides. It is a transcript of the gene ELAVL3, whose product is annotated as ELAV like RNA binding protein 3. The transcript is spliced from 8 exons. Lineage: Eukaryota; Metazoa; Chordata; Testudines; Geoemydidae. The record is from RefSeq and is a predicted model, not a curated record. Gene Ontology annotation, cellular component: ribonucleoprotein complex. Gene Ontology annotation, molecular function: RNA binding. Bases 107 to 1249 code for a protein of 380 amino acids.